Molecule: messenger RNA, 2113 nt
Organism: Dioscorea cayenensis subsp. rotundata (Guinea yam)
Lineage: Eukaryota; Viridiplantae; Streptophyta; Magnoliopsida; Dioscoreales; Dioscoreaceae
Product: T-complex protein 1 subunit gamma
Exons: 14
Coding region: 108-1781 (557 amino acids)
Biological process (GO): protein folding
Cellular component (GO): chaperonin-containing T-complex
Molecular function (GO): ATP binding; ATP-dependent protein folding chaperone; ATP hydrolysis activity
Source: RefSeq, a predicted model, not a curated record
UUGGCGAGGGUUUCAGAAAGGGUUUCAUCGGCGAGUGGCAGCGCAACCAAAGUAACCAUUUUCCGAGCAUCCUUGCCUUGACCUCCGUCGCCGUCGACGCCGUCGCCAUGCACGCCCCGGUCUUGGUUCUCAAGGAUUCUGUAAAGCGUGAAUCUGGGAGCAAGGUGCAGCAUGCCAACAUCCAAGCUUCAAAGGCUGUGGCUGAUAUUAUCCGCACAACAUUGGGUCCUCGGUCCAUGUUGAAGAUGCUGCUUGAUGCUGGAGGAGGAAUUGUGGUUACAAAUGAUGGAAAUUGUAUUCUGAGAGAGUUAGAUCUUGCCCAUCCAGCUGCCAAGUCAAUGAUUGAACUUAGCCGCACUCAAGAUGAAGAAGUAGGAGAUGGGACAACUUCGGUCAUUGUUCUUGCUGGUGAGAUGCUUCAUGUUGCCGAGGCCUUUAUUGACAAAAAUUACCAUCCAACUGUUAUCUGCAGAGCAUACAAUAAAGCUCUUGAGGAUGCUGUUGCUGUACUAGACAAGAUUGCUAUGCCCAUUGAUGUUAACGACCGUGCCACUAUGUUGGGAUUGGUAAAAAGCUGCAUUGGCACAAAGUUUACUGGACAGUUUGGAGACUUAAUUUCUGAUCUUGCUAUCGAUUCUACCACAAUAGUAGGUGUGGACCUUGGCCAAGGGUUACGAGAAGUAGACAUUAAGAAAUAUAUCAAAGUAGAAAAGGUUCCUGGUGGCCAGUUGGAGGAUUCCAAGGUUCUUAAAGGAGUCAUGAUCAAUAAAGAUGUUGUUGCCCCUGGUAAAAUGAGAAGGAAGAUACUGAACCCUCGGAUCAUUCUUCUUGAUUGUCCUCUUGAGUAUAAGAAGGGAGAAAAUCAAACAAAUGCUGAGUUAGUAAAGGAAGAAGAUUGGGAAGUUUUAUUGAAGAUGGAGGAAGAAUAUAUUGAGAACCUUUGUAUGCAGAUAUUGAAGUUCAAGCCUGACCUAGUUAUUACUGAAAAAGGACUCAGUGAUUUAGCAUGCCAUUAUUUCAGCAAGGCUGGUGUUAGUGCUAUUCGGAGAUUGAGGAAGACUGACAAUAACAGAAUUGCUAAAGCAUGUGGGGCUGUUGUUGUCAACAGGCCAGAGGAACUGCAAGAAUCUGAUGUUGGAACUGGAGCAGGGCUUUUUGAGAUAAAGAAAAUCGGAGAUGAGUUUUUUGCAUUUAUUGUUGACUGCAAAGAACCGAAAGCCUGCACUGUUCUGUUGAGAGGUGCUAGCAAAGAUCUUCUAAAUGAAGUUGAAAGAAAUUUGCAGGAUGCCAUGUCUGUAGCAAGAAACAUAUUGAAAAACCCAAAGCUUCUUCCUGGCGGUGGUGCUACCGAGUUGACGGUAUCUGCAACACUAAAACAAAAGAGUUCAUCAAUUGAAGGCAUCGAAAAGUGGCCAUAUGAAGCUGCUGCUGUGGCUUUUGAGGCCAUCCCCAGAACCUUGGCCCAGAACUGUGGAGUCAAUGUGAUCAGGACCAUGACAGCUCUUCAAGGAAAGCAUGCAAAUGGGGAAAAUGCAUGGGUUGGCAUUGAUGGGAACACUGGUGCUAUCGCCGACAUGAAAGAACAAAAGAUAUGGGAUUCAUACAGCGUAAAAGCACAAACAUUCAAGACUGCCAUUGAGGCUGCUUGCAUGCUUCUGAGGAUCGACGAUAUUGUUAGUGGCAUAAAGAAGAAGCAGGCUCCUGGAGCCGGUCCAACUCCAUCUAAACCCAAGAUAGAGGAAGAAGGUGAUGCCGACAAUGAGCAGAUGAUCCCAGAGUAAAAAAAAAAAAAGAAAUAUGGCGCAACUAAUAUUGUGGUUUGCAUUGCACUCUUUCAUACCAAAGGAUCUUCGAGAAACAUGGUUGAAAAUUUUGUUUGUUUGUUAGGUUUUCUCAUGCUAGGACUGUUGAGAGGUUGCUUCAUGUGUCUGUCUACCUCCAUCUAUAAAAUCAACAUCCUUGUUUCCUUGACCAGUGGAGGCCUUCAUUGUCACAGCUAAUAUUAUUAAUUUUCAUCUCACUUAAUCUAUGAGAUAUUCAUGUUUGUGAGUUUGGUAAAUGAGGUUGUUAUUUGGAGAUCUUUUCAAAGAUAUGUCCAUGCAUUCAUUAACAA